AUGGAGGUGGAUGACUCCCCCCCAGGCGGAGCCCGUCCGGGGACUCCGCUCCUGGGUGAAAACUCUGAACCCCCCUCAGGACCUACCACCCCGACCCCCCUACCCCGGAACUCCCUGAAGAGAAGGGCCUUAUUCUCCCUACAGAAGACUCCCACUGCAGCUCCGGUCCCUGUAUCCUAUUUGCUGCAAGCCCCAUCAAUCUGCAAGCAGGGCCGCCCAAGAGACCUGGCCCAGGGGCUUGCAGCCAGAUUUGUUUCCCUAGCAAAACAGGACUCCCCUCAGCUGAUUCCUCUGAUAACAGCAGCUGCACCCCCACAGCCAUCCAGGCAGAUAGAACAGCCAAACCAACCUCCUACUCCUGAAGCUUGCAAAGGCCCCCUGAAGAGGCAAACCUCGCAGCCUACAACCUGGGCAUCCCUGACAGCCCCAAGAGCUAGUCAGGGGAACUGGCAAACUAUUGCCCCAGAACACUGUAUGCAAGCCAAGCAACCAGCACAACAAAAGCUGAAGCAGCCAAACAAGACUGACCACUGCAUCUUCCUCUGCCUCCCGGCCUCCUCUAGCCUCUGGGCUAUUAGACCACAUGGCAUCCAGGUCACCCUUGCAGGGAAAGUUCCAGACAGGAUUGCACAGGUGCAAGUAAUAUCAACAGGAUAUGUAAUUACUACAACUGAACAAGGCAAGGUCUUCUUACUAUCAGAGAAGGCUGCAAGCCUAGCUGGGGAUGGAUACUUUGAAAUACUAACAGAGUAUCACCAGGUUAUUGUCCCCUGGAUCCCAAAACAACUCUGGUCCCUGGAUAGAUAG
Molecule: messenger RNA, 807 nt
Organism: Aspergillus nidulans FGSC A4
Lineage: Eukaryota; Fungi; Ascomycota; Eurotiomycetes; Eurotiales; Aspergillaceae
Exons: 2
Coding region: 1-807 (268 amino acids)
Source: RefSeq, a predicted model, not a curated record